AUGGCAUGUAACAUACCUAACCAAAGACAGCGGACUCUGUCAACAACUGGAGAAGCUCUAUAUGAAAUUCUUGGUCUGCAAAAAGGAGCAUCGAAUGAAGAAAUUAAGAAAUCCUACAGAAAAUUGGCCCUGAAACAUCAUCCAGACAAGAAUCCAGAUGAUCCAGCCGCGGCCGAAAAGUUUAAAGAAAUCAACAACGCCCACACCAUACUUACGGAUCUCUCGAAGAGAAACAUAUACGACAAGUACGGAUCGCUGGGACUCUACGUGGCCGAGCAAUUUGGGGACGAAAACGUUAACACCUAUUUCAUGCUGUCAAGCUGGUGGGCAAAGACCCUGUUUGUCAUCAUCGGCCUCUUGACGGGCUGCUAUUUUUGCUGCUGUCUGUGCUGCUGCUGCAACUGUUGCUGUGGACACUGCCGGCCCAAAUCAUCGAAGCCAGAAGAGGACUUCUAUGUGUCCCCCGAGGAUCUCGAGGAACAGAUCAAGACCGACAUGGAAAAAGAUGUGGACUUUCCAGUUGUUCUCCAGCCUUCAAAUGCAAAUGAGAAAACACAGCUAAUCAGAGAAGAACCUCGAUGCUACUGCACAGACUCUUGAUAGUGACCCCACUGAGAGUCCACAGGACCUCCCCUUGGUUCAGCCACAUCUCCAGGUGGUCAUGGGGGAGCAUGUGGGGCAUAAAAUGCUGUGAACUUUUCCAUAUUUGUAUUUUAUUUUUAGGUUAGGGAAAGAUGAUUGCUACAUAAUUUUCUCAGUAUGCAGACUUUCUCUUUGAGUAGAAUUCCUAAUGAAACACAUUCAACUUUGACAAAUAAAGGCCUGAGGAGUUAUUUUAUGUUCUUUGCAUGAGGUAAGACAGUGGCACUGGACAGCCUGUAUGAGCCAGCCUUUUAUGUGAGCCAGACCUGAUUCCUCACAGACCAAAGUCAUAUCCAAAACAGAAGCCGCUUUUCAUCCAUUUAACUAAAUGCAGUAUUCAUAUCUACCAUGAACAUCGUCACCAAAAUACAAAUGAGAAUUUACAAGGACUUUUUUUGUGUGUGUAGCCUUUUCCCUGUCAAUAUUCAAUAAGGUUACAGAAGUAUUUCAAGAG
Propithecus coquereli (Coquerel's sifaka) is the source of this 1096-nucleotide messenger RNA. It is a transcript of the gene DNAJC5B, whose product is annotated as DnaJ (Hsp40) homolog, subfamily C, member 5 beta. Bases 1 to 600 code for a protein of 199 amino acids. The record is from RefSeq and is a predicted model, not a curated record. NCBI's taxonomy places the organism in Eukaryota, Metazoa, Chordata, Mammalia, Primates, Indriidae. The transcript has 4 exons.